AUGGGAAAUUGCCAAGCCAUUGAUAAUGCAAGUCUAGUAAUACAACACCCAAGUGGUAGAGUGGACAAACUGUAUUGCCCUGUAACUGCUUGUGAAAUUAUGAAGAUGAACCCUGGCCACUAUGUUGCUCUUCUCCUUGCAACCACCUUGUAUUCCUCCACCACCACCACCAAUGACAAGAAUAUGACUACCACCACCCCUGCCGCCACCACCAACAACCCAGUUCGCAUUACACGCAUUAAACUUCUCCGGCAAACUGAUACUCUUGUUCUUGGUCAUGCUUAUAGGCUCAUCACCACUGAAGAGGUUAUGAAAGGUUUGGGGGAAAAAAAGUAUGCAAAGAUGAAGAACAAACAAUCAGAUUCAGCUGAUAAGCCAGAAAGAAUGAAAGAGAAGGAAGCUGGUUCACAUUUUGAGACAGCAAGAAGAAGCACUGACAGGGACAAGAUCCACCAGGUGAAAAAGCAUGAAAGGAAUCGGGCAAGAACAUCGCCAUCGGGGAACUCGGCCACUGCAAAAUUAAGACCAUGGCAACCGGCGUUAAAGAGCAUCUCGGAGGCCGGAAGCUGA
Messenger RNA from Ilex paraguariensis (yerba mate), 570 nucleotides. Lineage: Eukaryota; Viridiplantae; Streptophyta; Magnoliopsida; Aquifoliales; Aquifoliaceae. The record is from the annotation of a GenBank genome assembly.